AUGGACCCCUUGACGGACAGUCCACGCGUGCGCUCAGACAGCAUGAGCAGCUCAGCGUCUCAAGGCUCGAGGUCCAAGAUGCUCCUCCGCCAGCGUCUGACCCAGCUGCUGACCUGCAUAGAGGACAUGAGCUCUGACGAUGAAGCCAAUGAAGAAGUGUCCCGCACCCUGGAUGAAGCCUUUCACCUCUGUGGACGCUUCAUUCCCACAGAUGCAUUCAGGCUGCACAUGGUGACCUGGAACGUGGCCACAGCGGAGCCUCCUGAAGACGUCACCUCUUUGCUGCAGCUUGACGUCCAGCCGCCCACAGACCUCUAUGUGAUCGGCCUGCAGGAGGUGAGUGCCACCCCUUUGAGGUUCAUCUCUGACCUGCUAGUGGAGGACUCCUGGAGCCACGUCUUCAUGGACACACUGGCACCCAGAGGCUUCGUCAAGGUCACAUCAGUGAGGAUGCAGGGUCUGCUGCUGCUGGUUUUUGCCAAACAAAUUCAUCUCCCCUACAUCCGAAAGAUCCAGACCACCUACACUCGUACUGGCAUCUUUGGCUACUGGGGGAACAAAGGAGGAGUGUCUGUGCGCUUUUCUUUCUAUGGACACAUGGUGUGCUUCCUUAACUGCCACCUAGCAGCUCACAUGAACUACGCUCUGCAGCGCGUCGACGAGUUUGAGUACAUUCUGGAGGCACAAGACUUUGACGUCUCUGACACACCACAUGUCCUGGACCACAAGGUGGCGUUCUGCUUUGGUGACCUGAACUUCCGUAUUGCCGACCACGGCUUGCACUUCCUCCGCUCGUCCAUCAACAGCGGACGCCUUAAUUUGCUCUGGAGCAAAGACCAGCUCGUCAUGAUGAAGAAGAACGAACCAUUCCUGCAGGAAUUUGAGGAGGGGCCCUUAAAUUUUAAACCCACCUACAAGUUUGAUCGUAACUCUGACACCUAUGAUACCAGUGGCAAGAAGAGGAAACCAGCCUGGACGGAUCGGAUCCUCUGGCGCAUCAAACCCAAAGCCACGCCGUCUGAGGACGAUGAUGAGAAGGCAUCAACUUCUGUUGACGAUGGGCUCGAUGAGUAUCCACUCCUGGUCACUCAGGACAAAUACACCAGUGACAUGAGCUACGGAGUCAGCGACCACAAGCCCGUCAUUGCAACCUUUGGUCUGGAGCUGAGGAAGUGCUUUGACACACCUCUGGUGCACAUAUCUCCUGUGGGUAUAUGGAGCGCCGACCAGGAUGCACUUCUUAACUACACUGUCCAAGAGGACUUCAUGUCUUCCACGUGGGACUGGAUUGGCCUGUACAAGGUGGGAUUCAAGAGUGCAUCCGAUUAUGAAACCUUUGUGUGGGUCAGAGAGGACGAGCUGCCGGAGACAAAUGAAGUCAUACAGAUAACUGUGGAUAAGGAUGAGAUCCCUCUGCUUGGUGGAGAGUAUGUUUUGGGUUACUACAGUACAAACAUGCAAAGCAUCCUUGGUCUCAGCGCUAACUUCCAGAUCCUGGAGUCAAAGCGUGCCGUCAUGGAGGGCCUCGUUCCUGAGAACGUCAACGGGCUCAACAAAUAAGAACAAAUUCAUGACAGCGCCACAUCUUAUCCCUCUCCCCUAGACAUUCACACGAACUUGAUUCAGGCCUUCAAAUGCCCCAAGACUCCAUCAUUUACAGGAUAAGCUGGCUCAUUCAUUAAAUGAUGGCCCCCACACAGUUCCAUCACAUGGACCGGAAACUUUAAUUAGUUGUUUCCAGCUUUGCCUUUAAGGAGCUCACCUGAAGUCAGAUUCACUCUUGCUGGAACAGUUUCUCUACAAAAAGAUUUAUCGCUGUAACAAGUCGCUGUCCAGCUUAACCACAGGCCUUUUACAGCCUGUUAGCAGAAAAUACAGGAAUAAGUCUUGAUUGUGGAAGUCAUGCAUAUGCACCGCAGGUCAAAUUGUAUUUGAAAAUACAUUUUUAUGUUUUGGUUUUGUCUAUUAGUGUCAUUAGUGCAGAGGGCUGUACAAUAAGUGUAAGAAAGAUGUGCCAGUCAUAAGGUACUGUUGUAUAGAAAGUUCUAUGUUGUUGCAGGCUGUUUUGCUUUAUCUGUACUCUCAUAAUGCGGAAAGAUUGUAAUCUGGUGAUUGAACUUCUAAAUUUCUUGCUUUGGGUUAUUUGCAUGAACUAUUGGAUCCAAGUGUCAUAGGGUGUACAAGGAAGGAAGGAAGAUUUAAAACACAAUUUACACAUGAAUUCCUCUAAAGAUAUCUAAUGUAAGAUGUGGGUGCUGAUGUGGAGUCCUAUGGUUAUAUAUUUCUUUAUAACAAAUAUGUAAUGUAUAUGCAAUAAUAUAAGCCUAAUGUGUAUUGUGACAGAGUCUAAUGAAGUGACCAGAAUGAUGAGAUUAUAUUUUGAAUUUACACAAAUUUGAAGAUUUGAACUAAUUAUUUAUCUAUCUUAAUCUAAAUGUCUUGACAGUAGUUUCUCAUAAUAGUGCAAUACAAGAUGCCUUUUCUAUUCCAAAAUUAAUGCAAAGUGCAAAAAUGAUCAUUUUUGUGAUAAAGUGUCAAAAUGUCUGUGUGUGCGUCCGUGACUGUGUGUAUAUUUGGUUGACUGAUUGAUAGAGUGAACAAUAUUGCAGCGACAGAACUCAAUCAGCGUGCAGGAUGUGUGUUGGCAUUAUGUGGUAAUGAAAUGCUGUAUAUGAAGUACAGCGUAUUUGUUAGGGAAGUGAUGCAAAAUGCCUUUUAAGUUAAUCUCUGACCACAGUGACUUCUUUUUAAAAUGUGCAAGCAGGACUUCUGUUUUCCUCUUGAUGAAAAUGUGUUAAACCCUCCAAAAUGUUUA
Messenger RNA from Chelmon rostratus (copperband butterflyfish), 2815 nucleotides. RefSeq names its product inositol polyphosphate-5-phosphatase Kb (gene inpp5kb). The transcript is spliced from 12 exons. NCBI's taxonomy places the organism in Eukaryota, Metazoa, Chordata, Actinopteri, Chaetodontiformes, Chaetodontidae. The record is from RefSeq and is a predicted model, not a curated record. Gene Ontology annotation, molecular function: inositol bisphosphate phosphatase activity; phosphatidylinositol-3,4,5-trisphosphate 5-phosphatase activity; phosphatidylinositol-4,5-bisphosphate 5-phosphatase activity. Gene Ontology annotation, biological process: negative regulation of glycogen biosynthetic process; negative regulation of peptidyl-serine phosphorylation; negative regulation of insulin receptor signaling pathway. Gene Ontology annotation, cellular component: cytoplasm; plasma membrane; endoplasmic reticulum. The coding region runs from base 1 to 1560 and encodes 519 amino acids.